GGACCCGGGUCCUUCCGUGCGCGUUGAUAUGAUUGGCCGGCCGGGAGCGGGCCUCUUUUCCUGCUUCAGCAGCUCGGCGCGGCCGUCAUCAUGAAUGACACAGUAACGAUCCGGACCAGGAAGUUCAUGACCAAUCGUCUGCUUCAAAGAAAACAGAUGGUUAUUGAUGUCCUUCACCCUGGGAAGGCAACAGUACCAAAGACAGAGAUUCGGGAGAAGUUAGCCAAAAUGUACAAAACCACACCAGACGUCAUCUUUGUAUUUGGAUUCAGAACUCAUUUUGGUGGUGGGAAAACAACUGGCUUUGGCAUGAUCUAUGAUUCUCUCGAUUAUGCAAAGAAGAAUGAACCCAAACACAGACUUGCAAGACAUGGCCUUUAUGAGAAGAAAAAGACCUCCCGAAAACAACGAAAGGAACGCAAGAAUAGAAUGAAGAAGGUUAGGGGGACUGCGAAGGCCAAUGUUGGUGCUGGCAAAAAGUGAGUGGAGAUUGGAUACAGGUAUAAUUCAAGCUCUUACGUAGAUCAUUAGACUCCUUAUUACUGACAUAGUUUGAGCAAGCGUGUGAACAUUUAUACAUAGAUUUGUAAGUGUACAGUUUGUAACAGUACUAACAGUGACUGUCUAAUUCAGAUAGUAACUUGUUUUUGUUUCAUUUCUAACGUGAAUGUUUACUUUCUGAAUGUUUGCAUCAUUUUCUUAGUUUCUGUUUUAGGUUGUUAAUGCUGUUUUGCAUGAGUUUCUUUUUUUAAAGAGUUUGUCUUUGAACUUUAAAGAUACUUUAAAGGUUGUUGCUGACUAAUUUUUUUUUUUUCGUUCACAGCCAAAGGAGUAGAUCCGCGGUGACUUGAUCUGCUGUUUGCAGACAAUUUCCCAGAGGACAAAUAAAUUAAAAGCUUA
Molecule: messenger RNA, 900 nt
Organism: Arvicola amphibius (Eurasian water vole)
Lineage: Eukaryota; Metazoa; Chordata; Mammalia; Rodentia; Cricetidae
Gene: Rps24
Product: ribosomal protein S24
Exons: 5
Coding region: 91-483 (130 amino acids)
Biological process (GO): translation
Cellular component (GO): ribosome
Molecular function (GO): structural constituent of ribosome
Source: RefSeq, a predicted model, not a curated record